Messenger RNA from Eremomyces bilateralis CBS 781.70, 3228 nucleotides. Its product is annotated as RNI-like protein. Bases 1 to 3228 code for a protein of 1075 amino acids. The record is from RefSeq and is a predicted model, not a curated record. NCBI's taxonomy places the organism in Eukaryota, Fungi, Ascomycota, Dothideomycetes, Eremomycetales, Eremomycetaceae. The transcript is spliced from 5 exons.
AUGGCCUCUAGUCGGCCUUCGACGCAACCCAAGGGCAGGCCCGCGUCGCUGUUCGGGUCGCUCCGUUCGCUUCGCUCCCUGGACCAUUACGAGGAACCCCUAUCAGCAACGAGCAUUACACCUUCAAUACAUUGGACACCACUCGGAGAGAAUGCAAUACCACCGUCCCGAGAAGUGCUCCACCAUGGAGAGGUUCAAACGAGCAGCUCAAUGUUUCGAAAGAAGAGGGAAUAUCUCGUGCUUACUGAGACUCACAUCGUACGAGUGAAAAGCCAGCAAAAGGCCGCAGAUACGUUUCCUUCAAUUUCACCGUCCAAUGGCAAAGGCCUAUACGCUAGACAUCGCUCAACCAACUCAGGUGGGUCAUUGCAUGACCUGCAAUCCUUCACUUCGGAAGCAUCGGGCGACAAAGACUACGGCAUAUCUCUCCGUCAAGUGGUUGCCGUGUACAACCCGGGCGACGGAAAGCCGUACUUCGCGAUUGAAGUGGCAUGUCUGGACGAAGAGGUGAACCAGGCUUCUAUCAUGACGUUACAAUUUGACGACCCGAAUGACCGUGAUGCGUGGUUCUAUGCCAUUAAAAGCGCCGCCACCCAGGUCUCCAUCGCGGAUGAUCAGCCCAUCAGUCCGUACAACCUCAACCUCGCAGCCAGGACUGUGGAGGCAGAGAAUGAUUAUGACCCGUCUCACUUUCUCGUGUAUAAAGUCGUCGUCCGCCCCGCCGGCAAAUCAUCCACCCGAUCUUCCGCCGACGACCUGUCCAAGAUUGUCUCGACCGUGUGUUUUCUCGUCAUUGGUGUGCAUAAGAUCCACCUGAUACCCCUGUUUAAAUCGCCGAACCGAUCGUCCAGUCCAGCGCUUCACCAACCGUCGAACCAGGGCUCCUUCGGCAUCCUGUCCAUGUCGGCCGUCUCCCUUCUUGAGGCCGAGGAUCCGUUCGAACUCUCCUUCAGGCAGCCUCUGAAGGCCAAUAAAGUCAUCCACCUCGCCUCCCUCGCGGCCCCUGAUAUCGUGGACCGGUUGCUCCAUGUUGAGCGGUGCUUGCGGCCGGGAUGGGUCGAAAAGCCGUAUGCUCUCGAGCUGCCUCCGUCAAUGAACGAGAAGCUGGUCACCCUCGAGGACCUACAACUAUCCACGGCGGAAACCUUCGAAAGGACCUUGAUAGCAUAUUGUGUGGCCUACGGCACUGACCCGGCGCAUAUCCGAUAUCAAGUGUCCGAGCGAUAUGACAAUACGCAAUGCUUCGAGCUCCUUCCACCCGUGGGAGCCCCGAAAGUUGCCUAUCAUGAGUUAGAGCUUCUGGCCGUCAUGCGCGCGUUACGGUACAACAUAGCCUUUAACAGCAUAUCCUUUGCCAAGGUGUCCCUUGAUCCGCUCCGACGCAUAUAUGAUCCAUAUGGUACGGAUUAUAUGUGCAUACCCCGAAACGCCCUUGCCGCCUAUCCAUCGCUGCAGGAGGAUUUCCAGGCCUCUUCACUGUUAGUCUCCGAGACACGGCUGUUGGCGAUGGCCAACACGAAGUUACGAGGCCUCGAUUUCGACUCUUGCAUCAAGCAAGUGCCGCGUGAACCGGGCGAUGAUGACCAGCAGCCCAACGACGGCUGCGCGCUGGUGGAGGCGCUCAUCCCGCUGUGCAAGACCCAGCUGACCAAUGUGGAUUGGAUUGGAUUCAACAACAUCCAGCUGGGCGAGCUCGAUAUCGAGUAUAUCGUGGACGCGGCCGCCGACCGAGCGUGUCAUUUCCGUGCGCUGGAACUGAGCAACUGCGGCCUGAACGACCGAUCUUUGUCGCUAGUCCUGGACGCUCUGCGCGCACAGGAGAAUACGCUAGAGUCGAUUGACUUCUCCCGCAGCGCGGGACGGCUGAGCCCCGCGAUCUUUGAGGGCCAGAUCGGCGUGUUUGGAUACCUGAGGAGCCUGAACUUAUCGUACCUGUCGACAACGGGUGGCAAUGAGGCACUGAUACCCGCGGAAAUUCUUAUGAAGUGGAACCUUCAGAAACUUGCUCUCAGCGGAUCCCCGAUCAGCGGCGCGAUGCUUGAUGCCAUUGCUGUCUAUCUCGAAAGUCCCAAGUCUUCCUGUUUGCAAGAGCUACGGCUCGAUCACACUGCCAUGACUGGGGGCGAAAUGGCUAAAAUCCUCCUUGCGAUGACCAAGGAAGAAGGGUCGGAGCGUGAAUUACACCUUGACUUGAGCGAGAACCGACCGGAAAAGGACCACCGUCUAUUAUCUUGGGCCAUAUCGAACGGACAUGCACCGUCGAAUCUUACCAUAAAAUACCUGGAAUAUGAGAACGAAAGCCUCUUCCGCGAAUUGAUCCUUGCGUUAGGGAAGAACCGAACGAUCCGAUCCUUGGAUAUCUCAAAGGCAAAGCUGCCUCAUGACGCCUCGGACGAGACCUGCAAUGCCCUGGAGGCUUUGUUUAAAUACAACACGUCCCUUGUCAGCCUCGACAUCUCGGGAGAAGAUUCGAAACUGGAGACAUCGAAACUCGGAGUCGGCCUAAACCAAGCUCUCCACGGCCUGAAGGAGAACAAGGCCCUCCGAUCGCUGUCCAUCCAAUACCAAAUGCUCGGCUUGCCCGGGGCCAGUACGCUCGCCGACGUCCUCAAAAUCAACGACACCCUCCAAUACCUUUUUUGCGAACACAACGCCAUUCCCCUCUCCGGCUUCACCGACCUCAUCAACACCCUCUACCGCAAUACCUCCAUCCUCUACCUCCCCGAGAUGCAAGAAGGCCGCGAUGACGCCCUCCGCCAGACCGAAUCCCAAGUCAAAGCCAUCCAAGACGACGCCGUCGCCCACACCCCGGGCAAGUCCUCCGUGCGCACCAAGCUCGCCCGCACCGCCCGCCCCUCCCACCGCCGCCAGUCCUCUAGCAUCAGCUUCUCCGACCAGGACAUCCAAGCGGCCCUCCGCCUCGUUGAGGAAAGCUGGGACCGCCAGGUCUAUCGACUUCGUUUAUAUAUGUAUCGGAACAACUGCAUCGCGCAGGGCAUCCCCGCGGAGAUGGAGAUCCUCGAGGAGGAAUACGAAAGACCCGACGACGCGAUGUCGAGUACGGGGAGGAUCUUGGAGCAGGUGAAGAGCGAGACUACGCCGCGCGUGGAGAAGGAGCUGGAGCUGGGUAAGGGGGAGCAAUCGCGGGACACGAAUGGGGAGGAGAUGUCGCUGACAGAUGAGAUCGAGCUUAUGCUGGGAUGGGCGAAGAAGGGAGAGAAGGCGUGA